Molecule: messenger RNA, 1946 nt
Organism: Setaria italica (foxtail millet)
Lineage: Eukaryota; Viridiplantae; Streptophyta; Magnoliopsida; Poales; Poaceae
Exons: 13
Coding region: 281-1546 (421 amino acids)
Source: RefSeq, a predicted model, not a curated record
UUCUACUUUCCCAGAUCCAAAUUCAUCCAAUAAAAAUUGUUUGCUACAAGCAUCAGCAUCAAAUCUGAUAUCUUGGCAAAGACAAGGAUAAACAUUCCUUCCUUGCGUCCUUCCACUCCACUACUUGCUUGCAUAAAAUUGAAUGCGCGGCAGUUGGUUUGCAGAGAGCAAGCAGAGUUCAAGCUUUAGAUUUUGAUCUGGAUACUGCGCAUUUGCGCGAGUGGCUGAAGAAGACGCUAAAAGUCCACCGGAAAGGACGAACCAAAGAUUUGAAGUAUCCAUGGGCUGUGGAGCAUCAAAAUGGAGGGAUCCUGGUGUACGCCAGAGAAGACUGUCUAGUGUCGGCGAGGUGGUGGUCUUCCUUCCGGGUCUCCGGGUACCAAGAAACAUAGACUUCUCACAAACACUCGGUGAUCACCUGGACAAGAGCAUAGUGGAGAGGCUGACAGCUCUGAGGGCAAGGAUUGUGGCAAUGGCGACGCAGGAAUCAACGACCGCCCUUAAGCCAAGGCGACGGGCUGCGGCGCAGCACGGAGGGUCUAGCACUGCUAAUCUCCUCCAGGCUUUGGAAGAGUACUUGCCGGCCCUGCUAGGACUGGUGAAAGGAGGGAGUGAGCUGAGAAACAAAGUACAAUUUGUAUGGGCUAACCAAGAAGAUGUUGCUGAGGAGACGUCCAUGGCAGAUCCUUGGUACGAAGUGCUGUCCGUGCUGCAUUUGAUGGCCAUGGUGUGCUUCCUGCAGGCAAACAACCUCCUCCUUCCUCGGUCCUAUGCUGACGGUCACGGACCGAGAGUCUCUGAAGAGAGCAGGCAGGCCACUGUUGAUCUCUUCUUGAAGGCAGCCGGGUAUUUGGACUGUGCAAUUCAUCAUGUACUUGUACAGAUACCACCUGAAAGAAGAAGAGAACUUCCAGUAGAUCUAGCUGAGGGCAAUCUUAAAGCACUUAGCUUGCAAGGUCUUAGUCAGGGGGUUGAUAUGCAACUUGGACUGGCAAUCGAUAACCCAAAGGCAACAUUAGCAGUAAAAAGACGCUUAGCUUGCGAGAUGAUCAAAUGCUGGAAACAGGUUAAGGAUAGCAUCCCAGAGCUUCCUUUGUCAGAUGGAUGGGGAAAAAAGCAUUCUCUAUUUGUAAAGUGGAAAUAUGUUGAAGCAAAAGCUGCUGCUUACUAUUUCCAUGGAUUAAUUCUUGAUGAGGGAGAAACUGAUAAAGCCCAAGAGAUGGCAAUAGCUGCUCUACAGGCAUCAGAAGAAUUUCUCAAUGAGAGCAAAAGAGCUUCUGAGGCCUUCCAUUCUGCUCCUCCAGCAUCAAGAAGCCCAGCUCCUUUUGGAACAACCAAAUAUCUCUUGGACAUGAUCCCAAAAGAUGUACAAAGCAAGGUCCAGAGCUACCAGGACCUGUACACACAACAAAUAGCGUCGAACAUAGGAGUCAGCAAGAUCAUCGCAACACCACCUCCAUUGCCAGAUUUUCCAUUGGCUCUAAGCCCUGAAGAUUAUGAGCUUCCCCAAUCAGAUAUGUUGUGGAAGGGGGCUAACCAUCUAUAAAGUUCAUUGCCAACCUCAGGCCUGUAAGAAAGCUUCUUCUGACAAGAACAGAACUGAAGGCCUGCUGACAAACAACAAAAUUCUGGAGCUUUGCAGAAGACUAGUACUAACGAGGAAAUUGCUCUUACUACCUGUGACCAAUUCAAAUAAUUUGUUUUCCAGCAAGGGCCCAAUUGUAACCUCAAGAACAUUAGUCAUAAGAUCUUUCCUUAAGAUAACACAUAUGCUUUCCAUCAUUUUGGUGCUUAAUUAAAUUACAGGGUAGAUUUCCUUUUGCGCACUUCUGCGAUAUUUGUUUUUCAGCAAAAGAAUGGCUGGAUAAAAAUCCAUAGCCUUUUCAGUUUGAACUACAUAUGUACAAGACACAAAGAGUUUAAUGGAGUCCCUUAUAGUCCUUCAA